Molecule: messenger RNA, 357 nt
Organism: Adineta ricciae
Lineage: Eukaryota; Metazoa; Rotifera; Eurotatoria; Adinetida; Adinetidae
Source: the annotation of a GenBank genome assembly
AUGAUCUGUUACAUUUUUGUUUCACUAUGUCUGUUCACUUUCUUCUCAACUACUGAUGGAAUCAAUUGUGUAUCAUGCGUUGGAUGGAGCAAUUCAGGAUGUAACGAUCCAUUCGAUGAAGCAACAUCAGGCGAUCUUCCAGUCCCUGGUAACACAUAUUGUUUAAAAGUUGUGUAUCCAAGUUACGUUGAACGUAUGGCUGGCGGUCGAACUUGCACACCCGGAGGUGGUCCGGGCGGUAGCACACGAUAUUGCUGUUCGGAUCAAGACUAUUGCAAUGGAAUAAUCCGAUUCGGUGCAUCGACAAUCGUUGUCAGUCUUUUACUAAUCAUUGUGUUAUGUGUUUCAUCAAAUUAA